AUGAUUUUCCUUUUGGGUUUGGCGCUGCUGCGAGGAAGAGUAGGAGACAGAGAGGCCUGGCACUGCGGGGCGGUCCUCAUUCACCCCCGCUACGUGCUCACCGCCGGACAUUGCGUCAGAGACCCCAAUAUACCAAAUCUUUCUCUCCUGGGCGUGCGCCUCGGGGAGCUCAACCUCACGACGAACCCGGACUGCCAGCUCGGCCUCUGCAGCUCCGUGGUCGACGUGGGCGUGGAGCAGAUCCUCGUCCACCCCGAGUACAACAGGGCCUGCCUCGCGUGCCACGACCUGGCGCUCGUCAGGCUGAGUCGCGCCAUCGAGAACCUUCUGCCCCAGAUAUACCCGAUCUGCCUCCCUCUGGAUCCUGAAGGAGAGCUCGGUGGCAGCACUGACGCCCUUCAUAACUCUCGUGACUGGGGCUGGAUCGCUGGCUGGGGCUCCGUCUCGGGAGACCCUUUCAACGCCCAGCUGCCGACCGUGCUGCAGAAGGCUCAGGUGCCCCUCACGCCAACGCCCUUUUGUGAUGCCCUCCAGCAGAGGUACCCUGACCCUUCGUCCACCCUUUGUGCGGGCGGCGAGGGCCCAUUUACGUGCAAGGGGGACUCGGGGGGCCCUCUUAUGAUCGACAAUCGCAUGAGGACGAGGUGGUACGUCUUGGGCAUCACCAGCAAAGGGCCUAGGGUAUGUGGCGCCCCGAAUACGCAGACGCUGUUCACGAACGUCCACCACCACCUGUCCUGGAUCCUCUCCAACCUGAGGCCCUAACUACUGGUGAAGCCGCCGGAUAUUGAAAAAAUAAUAAAAAAAAAUAUAUAUACAUCUCAGACAGGCAAUGAACUAAAAGCGAAAAGAUAUUUGUGUAUAUGAUUUCAUUUAAUAAGUAAUAUACUCAUUUAGACUUCAUGCUCCUUAAAAUGCUAUUAGAACAUGUGAUGUGCCUUUAAAAAGAUCUUGAUGGAAUAGAACUAUAUGUCUCCUA
This is a messenger RNA of Penaeus monodon (black tiger shrimp), 979 nucleotides long. Its product is annotated as CLIP domain-containing serine protease 14D-like. Lineage: Eukaryota; Metazoa; Arthropoda; Malacostraca; Decapoda; Penaeidae. The record is from RefSeq and is a predicted model, not a curated record. Gene Ontology annotation, molecular function: serine-type endopeptidase activity. The coding region runs from base 1 to 765 and encodes 254 amino acids. The transcript is spliced from 5 exons. Gene Ontology annotation, biological process: proteolysis.